Fonsecaea multimorphosa CBS 102226 is the source of this 1380-nucleotide messenger RNA. RefSeq lists its product as uncharacterized. The transcript is spliced from 3 exons. The coding region runs from base 1 to 1380 and encodes 459 amino acids. Gene Ontology annotation, biological process: protein farnesylation. Lineage: Eukaryota; Fungi; Ascomycota; Eurotiomycetes; Chaetothyriales; Herpotrichiellaceae. Gene Ontology annotation, molecular function: protein farnesyltransferase activity. The record is from RefSeq and is a predicted model, not a curated record. Gene Ontology annotation, cellular component: protein farnesyltransferase complex.
AUGGACAACGCCGACUAUCAGAUACCCCCAUACUUCCGCCAACCGCCACUGCUACUCGAUACACUCGAGACAGAAACAUCUACUGUUCAGAGCGAAACCGUCAGGGAGUGCUUGCCUCUACUCGAUGGCAUCAAUGACCCCAGCCGAAGUCCAUUCGAUUUCAAUGAGUUUGGAUUACCUGGCUUAGAAAAAGAGGCGCACAUUGAAUUCCUGCAUCAGAACUUGGAAGAGUUCCCUGCUCCCUUCGUCGGCAUUGAUGCUAGUCGUCCUUGGAUGGUUUAUUGGGCAUUGGUGGGACUCUACAUGCUCGGUGAAGACGUUUCCGAAUUCCGUUCAAGGGUGGUCAAAACAAUUUAUUCCAUGCAAAACCCCAAUGGCGGCAUUGGUGGUGGCUUCGGACAAGAUGCCCACCAAGCUGGGACCUACGCGGCGCUGCUGUCUCUGGCGUUGGUUGGCGGCGAAGAGGCCUACUCACUUGUCGAUCGUGAAAAGAUGUGGCACUGGCUAGGGCGGCUCAAGCAAGCGGACGGAGGCUUUCAGAUAUGUGAAGGCGGCGAAGAAGAUACUCGAGGAGCUCUGUGUGCCUUGGUUGCCGUUUCACUUCUCAACCUUCCUCUUUCGCUUCCCCCAGAUUCUCCAGCUCGUGAUGCAGGUCUGGAGACUUUCAAGGACGGCCUCGGGGAAUAUAUCUCGCGUUGCCAGACCUAUGAGGGCGGAAUUGCAGCGUCACCAGGAGGCGAAGCGCACGGGUCCUACGCCUUUUGUGCGCUCGCUUGUCUGUGCUUAUAUGGUCCACCGCACGAAGCAAUUGGCAAGUUCCUCGAUGUCGAUGCACUGAUUUGGUGGCUCUCUUCCAGGCAAUAUGCGCCAGAAGGUGGCUUUGCCGGCCGCACAAAUAAACUGGUAGAUGGUUGCUAUAGCCACUGGCUGGGGGGUUGUUGGCCUCUGGCACAAGCGGCGGUGAGCGGUCCUCGAGACUCGGCCAGCGACAGGACAAGAGACGUGAGCGUGAACUUGUACAGCAGUGAAGGUCUGGCAAGAUAUAUUCUAUGUUGUUGUCAGGCAAACGAUGGCGGAUUGAGGGACAAACCAUCAAAAAUGCCGGACUCGUACCACACUUGUUACAAUCUCUCUGGACUCAGCAUAGUCGAACACUUCCACUCCUAUGGGACCGCGGAUAGCAACGAUCCAUUUGGCUCAGCGUUUACCUGGCAAUGCUCGGAAGCGCAAAUCCCUAGCGAGUGGGCUGCUGAGAAAAUCUUUGAAGCGGGUGCGGGUGUCAAGGGAAUUCACCCAGUCUUUGUGAUUCCCCAUGAAGCAGCAAAGGCCAUGCGCGAGUGGUCGUUGGCCAGGCCGCUGGACCUGCAAGGCGCAGAAUAA